GGGGGCGGGGAAGGAUGUCCCAUGAGACGAGCGAGAAGCCCCCCAACCCCGAUCCGCCCCCCGCGACCGUCUACGUCCUCGUGGAGGACCCGCGCUCCACCGACGCCCUCCAGCUGCUCAGCCUCAACUCUCUACUCCCCGAAUCUGGGAUCGUGGCCGACAUCGACUUGGAGAACAUCCUCUCGUUGAACAGCGACAGCUUCUACGAGCUGAAGAGCCAGCCGAUCGGUGUGAGCCCUCCAGCGGCUCCAGCCCAAGGCCCAACCAUGUCGUCGCGGGUUCUCCUCCGGCAGCAGCUGAUGCGGGCGCAGACCCAGGAGCAGGAGCGGCGGGAGCAGCAGCAGGCUGCCCAGUUCACCCCCGCCGCCCCCGUGCCUUCCACCCCCGCCAUUUCCAUGAGCCCCCUCGCCCGCCCUGCGCCUGCCCAGGUCCCCGUGGAAGUACUGAAGGUGCAGACACACCUGGAGAACCCCACCAAGUAUCACAUCCAGCAGGCGCAGAGGCAGCAGGUCAAGCAGUAUCUCUCGACGACCAUGGGCAACAAGGUGGCCACGCAGGCUUUGGCAGGCGCUAGUCCGGGGGCGCCGCCCGCCUGCUCCCCGCAGGCGGCCUCGGCUCCGGAGGCCCAGCACAGUCUGCCGCGGCAGCAGGCAGUCGCCGGGGGCGCGGGCAGCGCUCCCAACAGCCCCAUGGCGCUGCUCAACAUCGGUUCUAGCUCUGAGAAGGAAAUUGAUGAUGUCAUUGAUGAGAUCAUUAGCCUGGAAUCCAGCUACAACGACGAAAUCCUGAACUACGGAGGCCUACAGAUGCCAAGCACGCUGCCGGUCUCAGGGAACCUCCUGGACGUCUAUAGCAGCCAGGGGAUGAUGGAGCCGGCAAUCACCGUGAGCAACUCCUGCCCUGCCGACCUGCCGAACAUCAAGCGAGAGAUGUCAGAAAACGAAGCUAAGGCAUUCCUGAAGGAGAGACAGAAGAAAGACAAUCAUAACCUAAUUGAGCGUCGGCGGCGGUUCAACAUCAAUGACCGAAUCAAAGAGCUGGGGACCCUCAUCCCGAAAUCCAACGACCCGGAGAUGCGCUGGAACAAAGGGACCAUUCUCAAGGCGUCGGUGGACUACAUCCGGAAACUACAGAAAGAGCAGCAGCGCUCCAAAGAAAUGGAGAUCAGGCAGCGGAAGCUGGAGCAGGCCAACCGCAGCUUGCAGCUGAGAGUGCAGGAGCUGGAACUCCAGGUCCAGAUGCACGGGCUGCCGCUGACUUCCACCCCGGGCCUGCUGGCGCAGCCCUUGGCGGGAGACCUGGCCCCGCCGUUCGGGGACUCCCUGGACCUGCCCUUCACUGCCGAGGAGCUGGGGCUGGGCCUGGCGCUGGGGUCCGACGGGGUAGGCCUGCAGGACGUGCUGAUGGACGAGGGGGCCGCCCUCUCCCCGCUGGGGGCGUCGGACCCCUUGCUUUCGUCCGUCUCGCCCGGCGCCUCCAAAGGCAGCAGCCGCCGCUCCAGCUUCAGCAUGGAAGACGACUCGUGA
Euleptes europaea (tarantolino) is the source of this 1526-nucleotide messenger RNA. RefSeq names its product transcription factor binding to IGHM enhancer 3 (gene TFE3). Gene Ontology annotation, cellular component: nucleus. Bases 15 to 1526 code for a protein of 503 amino acids. The record is from RefSeq and is a predicted model, not a curated record. Lineage: Eukaryota; Metazoa; Chordata; Lepidosauria; Squamata; Sphaerodactylidae. Gene Ontology annotation, molecular function: RNA polymerase II cis-regulatory region sequence-specific DNA binding; protein dimerization activity; DNA-binding transcription factor activity, RNA polymerase II-specific. Gene Ontology annotation, biological process: regulation of transcription by RNA polymerase II; regulation of osteoclast differentiation; humoral immune response. The transcript has 10 exons.